Miniopterus natalensis is the source of this 4051-nucleotide messenger RNA. The record is from RefSeq and is a predicted model, not a curated record. NCBI's taxonomy places the organism in Eukaryota, Metazoa, Chordata, Mammalia, Chiroptera, Miniopteridae.
CGCCUUCUGCCUGGAGGCUCCGUUCCGCACGCCCGGCUGAGCGGGAGACCCGGCUCCGCAGAGGACUCGUCAGCAUCAGCGUCCGGGGACGCGUCCCGGGGGGCUCUGCUUUGGGGACGCUGCCGGGGAGACAGGCUUUAUUUCCCGCUGACUGUAUGGAGAAAUUCUGACUUUGGAAAGUGGAAAUGAGGUUGCUAUGGAAACUGGUAAUUCUGCUACCUCUCAUACAAGCUUGUGCAGGGGACGGUCCUUUCAGCCCUCCCGUCUUCACCCAGGAGCCGUGGGAUGUCGUUUUCCCUUUGGGUUUGUCACAGUCCGAAGUCACCCUGAAAUGUGCUGCGACGGGCUACCCUCCUCCCCGUUACAGGUGGAGGCAAAAUGGCAGAGACCUCGACUUCUCCACGAGUUCUCGCUACAGGCUGGACAGCGGCAGCCUGGCCAUCGGCCACCCGCGCCCGGAUCGGGACAGGGGCACGUACCAGUGCCUGGCCACCAACCUGCUGGGCACGGCUCUGAGUCGGAAGGCCCAGCUCCAAUUUGCAUCUACAGGAGGAGGCGUCCGAGUCCCUGCUGCUCUGAGUAAAACCCGCCCCUCAGCUCCACACCCUUCUAGCAGACGGAAGGCCCCCCGCAAGCCCCCACGACACACGUCCCUGCCCCGACUUUGCCUGGACAGCACCGUGCGCCGGGCCCUCCCUGUGCUCUCCAGAGCGCUGCUUGGACCCAACGCAAAGUGCACUGCGGGGCCCCUGCCCUCCCCGGCCUCCUGGUGGCUCCGGGAGAGAGCCUAUGGCCCGGCGACUCUGGGCCGUCGGCAGGCGUCUCCUGCUGGUCGCUGGAGCGGAGCCUUCAUGACCGAACUUGUGCCUCCGCUCCUGCCAAGUGCUGCCACCAGCACCAGCAAUAAAACCGCAGGGCUGGGGACGCCCCGGUCAUCAGAGCGGCCCGAGAGCGACCUCGGCCACGGGUCGUUCGCAGCAGCCGGCACAGCGGACCCGCCCGAGCUCAAGGGCGGCCCGGCGGUCACCUUCGCGGCCCAGGGGAGUUUUUCCAAGCGUGAUUUAUCUUACGCGUGGACCUUCAACGAUAACCCUUUACAGGUCCAAGAGGACAACAGGCGGUUUGUUUCCCAGGAGACGGGCAACCUGUACAUCGCCAAGGUGGAACCGUCCGACGUGGGCAACUACACCUGCUUUGUGACCAACAGGGAGGCGCGGAGAAGCGUCCGGGGACCGCCCACGCCCCUGGUGCAGCGCCCCGACGGUGUGAUGGGGGAGUAUGAACCAAAGAUUGAAGUGCGUUUCCCCGAAACUAUACAAGCCGCAAAGGAUUCGUCUGUAAAACUGGAAUGCUUUGCCCUUGGAAACCCAGUCCCCGAUAUUAGUUGGAGGAGGCUGGACGGAAGCCCGUUGCCAGGGAAAGUCACGUACAGCAAAUCCCGGGCUACCCUUGAAAUCCCGAACUUUCAACAGGAGGAUGAGGGCUCCUACGAGUGCGUCGCCGGCAACCCGCGCGGGAGGAACCUGGCGAGGGGCCGCCUCGUCUCCUACGCCCCUCCAGAAUGGGAACAAAAAAUCCAGAACACAUACCUGUCUAUUUACGACAGCUUGUUUUGGGAAUGCAAGGCCAGUGGAAAGCCUAGCCCCUGGUACACGUGGCUAAAGAAUGGUGAGCGACUCAAUCCAGAGGAAAGAAUUCAGGUAGAAAACGGGACACUCACCAUAGCGAUGCUGAACGUGUCCGAUUCCGGCGUCUACCAGUGCGCUGCGGAAAACAGACACCAGAGCAUUUAUGCCAACGCAGAGCUGAGAGUGUUGGCUUCAGCUCCUGAUUUCUCCAAAAACCCCAUUAAAAAAGCCUCAGUUGUUCAAGUUGGCGGGGAUGUUGCCAUCGAGUGCCUACCCCGGGCUUUCCCGAGGGCCACGGUCUCCUGGAGGAGAGGCGCGCAGGGCCUGGGGCCCAGCAGACGAGUCUUCCUCUUGGAGGACGGAAGCCUGAAGAUACACAACGUGACCAGGUCAGACGCCGGGCCCUACACCUGUGUGGCCACGAAUCAGUUCGGGGUGGCCAGGAGCACAGGCAUCCUCCUCGUGAAAGAGCGGACGGUGAUCACGGUCCCGCCUUCCCCCAUGGACGUCACCGUGGGCGAGAGCAUAGUCCUGUCCUGCCAGGUGUCUCACGACCCCUCCGUGGAGGUCGAAUUCCUCUGGUCUGUCGACGGACACACCCUAGACCUAGAAAAGGGCGCGGCGCAUUUCGAAAGGAUCGGAGGAGGCUCCGUGGGGGAUUUGAUGAUAAGGGACAUUCAGCUAACUCACUCCGGGAAAUACCUGUGCAGGGUACAAACCGCCCUCGAGAGCCUGUCUGCCGUCGCCGAAAUCCUUGUCAGAGGCCCCCCAGGUCCCCCCGAGGACGUCCGAGUGGACCACAUUUCCAGCACCACUUCUCACCUCAGCUGGCGGCCAGGGCCCGACAGUAACAGCCCCAUUCAAAUAUUCACCGUCCAGGCUCGGACACCGUUCUCCGUGGGCUGGCAGGCUGUUCCCACCGUUCCAGAAAUUCUCAAUGGUCAGACAUACAACGCGACCGUGGUGGGUCUGAGUCCCUGGGUGGAGUACGAGUUCCGCGUCCUGGCUGGAAACAGCAUUGGGAUCGGGGAGCCGAGUAAACCAUCAGAACUGCUGAGAACCAAAGCUUCAGUCCCCGUCGUGGCUCCAACCAACAUCCAGGGAGGCGGGGGAAGCCGCUCGGAGCUCGUCGUUACGUGGGAGCCCGUCCCAGAAGAACUGCAGAACGGAGGCGAAUUCGGCUACGUGGUCAUGCUGAGGCCCGUGGGCUCCACCGCCUGGAUCCAGGAGAGAGUCCCCUGGGUGGAGUCCUCACGGUUCGUGUACAGAAACGAGAGCGUCACCCCCCUCUCCCCCUUCGAAGUCAAAGUGGGCGUGUACAACAGCGAAGGGGAGGGGGCCCUGAGCACCGUGUCCAUCCUCUACUCGGGGGAAGACGAGCCUCAGCUGGCCCCAAGAGGAACCUCUGUCCAGAGCUUCUCUGCCUCGGAAAUGGAGGUUUCGUGGAUGGCCAUCGCCUGGAACAGAAACACCGGGCGCGUGCUGGGCUACGAGGUCUUGUACUGGACGGACGACCCCAGGGAACCCGUGAUCGGUAAGAUCAGAGUCCGCGGAAACGUCACCGCCAAGACCAUCACAGGGCUGAGGGCCAACACCGUCUACUUUGCCUCCGUCAGAGCCUACAACACCGGCGGGACGGGGCCCUCCAGCCCCCCGGUCAACGUCACGACCAAGAAGUCCCCUCCGAGCCAACCCCCAGCUAACAUUGCGUGGAAGCUGACAAACUCCAAAUUAUGCCUGAACUGGGAGCACGUGAAAACCAUGGAAAACGAAUCUGAAGUGCUCGGCUACAAGAUCCUAUACCGGCAAAACCGACAGAGUAAGACCCACGUGUUGGAGACAAACAACACGUCGGCUGAGCUGCUGGUCCCGUUCGAAGAGGACUACCUGAUUGAGAUUAGGACAGUCAGCGAUGGCGGGGACGGAAGCAGCAGCGAGGAGAUCAGGAUUCCAAAAAUGUCCAGUUUGAGCUCCAGAGGAGGUCCAGUUGCAGAACCCAGCGUCCACUUCCUGUCCCUGGUCAUCACCACUUUUUACUGGUUUGCUCUUCAGCCGCUUACACGAUGAAUCCAUACAUCCUGUGAGGCGUCUGAAGGCGUGUCGUUCUGUACAUACGCUCCCCAGCCCCCGCCCGAGAUACAUUCUUAUCACAGACUUGUUUGGAAAGAAAAAACAUGUAUAUUAUUAAGAUCUUGUAAAUAUCUAUGGUACAGUAAUAAAGCAAUUUUAAACCCUUUGAAUUUAAAGUCUGCACAUGAUUGCACUCAUUCCAAAGGUGCCAAAUUAAUCUGUGGACUUUAACUGCUCUGGCUUUCAAGUGACUUAUAGGCAGAGUAUAAAUAACUCCCCUUGAUGACGAUGAUAAAUUGAACUAGAUUGCAGCUAUCAUAGCUAAAAUGUACAUUUUUACAUGCUCUCGGCAA